Molecule: messenger RNA, 11520 nt
Organism: Coregonus sp. 'balchen'
Lineage: Eukaryota; Metazoa; Chordata; Actinopteri; Salmoniformes; Salmonidae
Source: the annotation of a GenBank genome assembly
CGGAAGUGACGCAAUUUGUGAAUAUCAAUGUACUUUUCUGUCUUCCGCUUAACUGGCGAUUUUAUCAGAAUUGGUCCUGGUACGUAAAACCACUUUUGGCUUCAUUUGCAAGGCGACCGAACGCGGUCUGGAAGGUAAGUAAAGGCCGCAGUACUUGGUGGGAAGGGAUAUGCCAACGAUAAGGCAUAUUAGUUUGUUAACGAGCCCCAGACGGCCUUGUUUACAUGAUAAUCCCCGGGCUAGAGUGUGUGAGAGAGAGGUGGCGGCUGGGGGUGUCAGCGACUCGUUAUGCAUCAGCUGUGGUGAAUUCCGGGGUGGAACAAUGGAACAGCUGUUUUUUUUACUUCGCCUAUGUCUAUGAUAGCGUAUUUUAUGGAUGAUUAAAAUAAUUAUUUGGAAAACUGCUCUGUGUGUUAACCUCUACUUUAUUACUAGGUAGUUAUGUUGUUAACUAACGUUAGCUAGCUAAACCGUCCUUAACUCUGGGAAAUUGGCUAGGCCAGUUUUAUUGAAGCCCAGCCAUGAGCCAGUCAUGUUUGUGUAUUCGGCCAGAACCGACUUCAUUUGAUUUAUUCCACUGUAAUCACCUAGCUACGUCUAUGAUAUCAUGUAUGUAUGUCACCCUGCAUAAGUGUCUAUUUAUAGCAUGGAGGGAAUGCGAACAAGCGUCUGGCACUGACCUGGGGCCAGGUCGAUAUUGCAAGUCACAUAUUAAACUCCUGGCUGCCUACUGUGGUGAUCCAUGGCAUUAUGUUCAUGCCACAAAGUCCAUCACAAACCGUAGAACAGGAGCAGAUUUCCGAAAUAGACCGACAAUCACGUCACCUCCCACUACGUGGAGGUAUUUUAUUUAUUUAGAAUGCGAUACUUUAGUUGGCUGAAUAAUCACGGUUUUCUUAUUAUGACUAGCUAGUCUGUGUGUAUGUCACGCGGCUGCUCCUGUGCCUACUGUCCUAACGCCUUGUCAGGACGGGAAAACAUCGUCACGUAAUCCUUUAAACCGCUGCAUUAAGCCGCUACCCGUGCUUUGUAUCCCACACGUGUUUACAUACUGUUUGUCUAAUGUACAAGAAAGUCCCAGGGGUAAUGGGAGGUAUUUGUGCUUUUCCGAUCUUUCUGAAGCCUUGGUUGGAGAAGUUUUGGUGGCUCUCUAAUCAGUGAAUCACACAAGUGGCAGGGUGUUAGAGCAGACUUUUCUGUCUUGUCUUGUGCAGGGAGAGACCUUGACUUUAUGGAGUACUGUAGUUCCAUUGACCUCCUGAGUACAGAAGAUUCAGACGAAUGAACAUCACACCUGGCAAGCCAACUUGUGUCCCUGACCCAGUGUUCUUCUUUAUCAUACAACUUAUCAUUAUAAAUCUCCUCAAACACUCAACCAUUAUCAAGUAUUUUUUCUCGAGCUGAACCAUUAUCUUUAUUUCCCACCCUCCCCUUUCAUCCCUCACUCCUAUCCUCCAGUUCUUCGUCUCCUUUCAGACCAUCCACCUCGACAGUUCCUCAUGAAAGACGGGGAGUGUAACUUCUUCUGCUUCUUCCGCUGCUGCUGAGCGGUGUUCGGCUAGUUUGUGGAGCAGUUUUCUCUGGGAGCUGUAGUUCCCCAGGUGCCGGUGGAGCUGACGGCCAGAGAGCUGUCAGUCAGUCCCAGAGAGAGAGAGAGGGCGUCUCUGCCGUGGAAUGUCUGUGGACAUGAACAGCCAGGCCUCCGACAGCAAUGAGGACGACUUCGGGGUCAACUCUGAGGAUGAGGAUGACGACGGGGGUGACGAGGACGACCAGGGGGACAUAGCCGACUACUACGACGGCGUGGCCGGGGACAUGGAGCAGCAGGGGGCCGACUCGUUCGACCCAGAGGAGUACCAGUUCACCUGCCUCACCUACAGGGAGAGCCAGAAGGUGCUCUGCGAGGAGGUCAACAGUAUCGCCGCCAUCCUGAAGGUUUGUGUUGGGCUAGUCUGAGGGGUAAUUGAGGUAGAUGUUGUCAUUAACCCCAUAUGUAGGAUCAAAUUACCAUACCCUCAAUCUUAACCGUAGUGAUUAGGGGUGUGCAAAUAUCUGACCCUGGGUUGGGGGCCAGGUAUUCAUUCUCAUGGGGAGGGGUGUGCUUUAACCUAAAUUGAAUGGGGAACUGUAAUAUCAGGCCAUAUCAGUGGCAUGGUCACAUGACAUCUAGGUAUCUGAGGUGCCUAUCUUUUCUGUCUCAGUAGUUAUCAGUUUAAAGAAGUAAUCAAUGGAAGUACUUGAAGAUAAGGGUUGGCUGCUGACUCCUGAGAACAGCUGUAUUGAUAAGCUUGAUUCUCCUGAUGCUUAUGCUUCUCUCUUUGGACAGGUUUUACCUGCUGUAGCCAAACUGGUCCUUGUGCACUUUCACUGGCAAGUGUCACAAAUACUGGACAGGUAUACACAAACUAGUUCAGUCAUACUCACUCACUUGUAUUUUCAUACACAUGCAAUGCAAAUAUUCAGAUAAACUGGUUCAUAUUUAAUUUCUGGUGGCCUUGUUUUGUCUUUUUAGAUACAAGUCCAACUCAUCUCAGUUGCUGUCUGAGGCCCAGGUCCAGCCCAGCAGCACCUGCAGAUCAGUUCCUGUAAGUACUAAGAGUGCUCUUUUGUGUGGAGUGUGUUCAUAAUGUAUUUGGGUAAAGUUAAAGGUGGUGUCUGGAAAGGUACUGGGACUCUAUGUUCCAGUUGUGUAGGUGGUCUGAACUGCUCUGUGGGCCACCAACUAAAGGCUCACUGACCAGAUAUGGCCCUUGGGCCGCCAUUUGAGUAUCACUGAUGUGUAAUGUUUUCUUUGGGUCCCCAGACCCCUCAGUCCCUCCAGUGUGGCGUGUGUCUGCAGCUGGUUCGGAGGGAUGCCCUGCUCGCGCUGCCCUGUCAGCACUCCUUCUGCAAAGGAUGCUGGGAGCAGCAUUGCACUGUACUCGUCAAAGAUGGGAUGGGAGUGGGUAAGCAGCACUGCUAGGGCUGAUACGACCUGUCAGAGUGUGUCCAGAAGUCAGCAGCUUGUUGUUCCUUUGAAGAUAGUGAGAUGAUAGGCUUUGAAGAUGACCCCUGGUGAGAUAAUUAUUUACCAGUAUUUGAUAGCCUUUACGUGCAAUCAUAUUCCGAUGUCUGUGUACCUUGGAUGUUUUUAUAUUGAAUUUGUCUUGUUAAAUAAAAAUGUGUAUUUGAAAUGCAUGUUCCUCCAGAUAUAGUUUUUUAUGCUCAGGGUGUAUGCAUGAACUUCAAACAUUUUAAAUGGCGUGUCUUUCUGUGUCUGUGUGUGCAGGUAUCUCAUGUAUGGCUCAGGACUGUUCCCUCCAAAUGCCAGAGGACUUUGUGCUCCCGCUGCUGCCUGGUGAGGAGCUGAAGGACAAAUAUAGACGCUACCUCUUCAGGGACUAUGUGGAGGUACGAGUCUCAGCCUGUCCCUCUGGUGGUCUGUCUGGCUGGCUGCUUCCAACUGUCUGUCUGCCCUCUUUCUAUUGGUCUGUUCCACUUUGCCUUUCUGUCUCUCCUGCAGCUUUUGUUCUUGAACAACAAAUUGUGAAAAAUCGCACUGUCAGCAUACACUGUUAAUAAUAUAUAUUUUUUUUUUAUCAACCUCUUAAUUUCUGUCUUUCAGCCAGUGUGUGCAUGUUUGUCUGGACCUGUCUAGCAACUGAAGGUGUCUGUAGCAGUCAGUAAGGCCCAGUCUCUGUAGCAGUCAGUAAGGCCCAGUCUCUGUAGCAGUCAGUAAGGCCCAGUCUCUGUAGCAGUCAGUAAGGCCCAGUCUCUGUAGCAGUCAGUAAGGCCCAGUCUCUGUAGCAGUCAGUAAGGCCCAGUCUCUGUAGCAGUCAGUAAUGCCCAGUCUCUGUGCAGUCAGUAAGGCCCAGUCUCUGUAGCUGUCAGUAAGGCCCAGUCUCUGUAGCUGUCAGUAAGGCCCAGUCUCUGUAGCUGUCAGUAAGGCCCAGUCUCUGUAGCUGUCAGUAAUAUAAAUGAACCCAUCUGUAAAAAAAAAAAGAAGAAACAAAGGGUUAUGUCAGUCCAGCAAACCAGGCAACCAAAAGUAGCUACCAAACAGUGUUUUGAUUUGUUGCUAGCUUGUUAGCUGGCUAGCUAGCUAAAUUAUGACCCGAACAAAUCAGGCUUUUUGACUGAGGCUGACUUUUGUUCAUUCAAAAAAUGAACACGUUACAAGAUAAUUAUUUACAAGGCAAUGGUGAGUUAAAAAUAGCCAAUUUAUGUUUGUGAAUGUGAUGGGAAAAAAAGCAGUGCAUUCUUUGAGAGAAAUUUAGAACUUCUAGAAGCUGUCAAAGGUGAACAUUUUUCAAGUCUCUGCGACAAGAAAAACGACAGUCGCAUCAGCGGACUUCAGACAGUCGGCCUGAGUAUAAAUUAAGUUUAGUUCUGACCAAUGACACUUGAUGCAUUUGAAUGGUCUACAGACAUGUCGAUAGACAGACUAUAAACCAGCCUUCUCUCUCUUCAGAGCCACUUCCAGUUGCAGCUGUGUCCAGGGGCAGACUGCCCCAUCGUCAUCCAAGUGCAGGAGCCACGGGCCCGCAGAGUACAGUGCAGCCGCUGCAAUGAGGUCUUCUGGUGAGACACAGAUGCCAGCACAUACAACUCUUACACACAGAUCAGUCCACAAGUUGUUUGAUGAAUGUGUAUCAUGUCAGAUAAACAUAUGAUCAUAUCAUUGACUCCCUGCGGAUGCCCUUUCUACUAUUUCUCUCUACCCUCUCAGUUUCAAAUGCCGGGCCAUGUACCACGCCCCAACAGACUGCCCAACCGUCCGAAGGUGGCUGACCAAAUGUGCAGAUGAUUCAGAGACAGCCAACUACAUCAGUGCACACACUAAAGAUGUAAGACAGGCCACACACGCACACAAAAUGAAAUGCAAUUAUGUGUGGUUUUCCAAUAUUCUCCUUUGCUUUUGUCCAUAAUGUCGAAUAAUGUGUUUUUCAGUGUCCUAAGUGCAAUAUCUGCAUUGAGAAGAAUGGAGGCUGCAACCACAUGGUGAGUGGUAAUGGAAUCCAGCAUCAUCUCAGAGUUGCGCCAACUGUCAGCACAUUGUCAUUUGCGUUAGUGUUCUCUAAAUCUCUGGAGCUUUUAUGUGAAUGUCUGCCUUUACAUGUUCUUUAUUAUUGUCUGACAUUGCGUUUCCUCACUGUUUCAGCAAUGCUCCAAGUGCAAACACGGUAUUUAUCCAAUUAUACUGCUUCUUACAGCUUAACACCGAAUUAGCUUUUCUACCUAUCAAUUUUUCAGACGUUCUAAUGAUUUAACGGACUCGAGCCAAAUGCGACCCAUUUGACAUUGAGAUCAUAUUGUUUUUCCGUUAAUGUCAUCAUCACUGUGUGUGUGUGUGUGUAGACUUCUGCUGGAUGUGUCUGGGGGACUGGAAGACCCAUGGCAGUGAGUACUAUGAGUGCAGUCGCUACAAGGAGAACCCAGACAUCGUCAACCAGAGCCAGCAGGCACAGGCCAGAGAGGCCCUGAAGAAAUACCUCUUCUACUUUGAGAGGGUGAGAAGAAUACAAACACUAACAUGCUACCAUCACUGACGGGUACAUAUGACAAUCAAACCUCUGCUCACACUUUGAGUAUUAUAUGGAAUUAAGUUAACCUUUCUGAAGUAUUAAGCUGUGUGUAAUGUGAAUAGAUGACAUGAACUACAUCAAAUACCUGUGCGUUGCCAGAGUAACUGUCAAUCAGGUGGCCUGUGGUUUGUCUACCACUUAGCGCCACCACCUUCAGCACAUGUAAUGUCAACCAGCGCCAUACAUUUAAAAUAUAUAGAAAAUAAUUAUAUUAAUACAUACUGUGCACUUUCAAGGAUAGUACAUAUGUUCCUCAGUCACACAUACUUCCACAGAAGUAGUCUGCACAUUAUCUCUGGUACUUUUAGAUUAUGGGAACUCAGUCUCACAUACAUGUUCAAUAACAACUCUGUGAGUGUUACAAGCAACAACACCAUGUCAAAUUAACACUGAGAUCCUUCUCAGAAUCACCCAGAACAUGCUGUAAGUAUGUGAGUUUCUUGAAGGUGUGUCUGUGAUGUUUUCUUACUGUUUCUCCAGUCCAGACUGUGACUGUGUGUUUGUGUGUCUUUAGUGGGAGAACCACAAUAAGAGUCUCCAGCUUGAGGCGCAGACAUACCAGCGGAUCCAGGAGAAGAUCCAGGAGCGGGUGAUGAACAACCUGGGCACCUGGAUAGACUGGCAGUACAUGCAGAACGCUGCCAAGCUCCUGGCCAAGGUACUACGGCUCCUCCCUGGCUCACAGUCACAUACAAAGGACCAAACACACACAUUAACACAGGAAUAUACAGUGAGGAGAACAAGUAUUUGAUACACUGCCGAUUUUGCAGGUUUUCCUACUUACAAAGCAUGUAGAGGUCUGUAAUUUUUAUCAUAGGUACACUUCAACUGUGAGAGACGGAAUCUAAAACAAAAAUCCAGAAAAUCACAUUGUAUGAUUUUUAAGUAAUUCAUUUGCAUUUUAUUGCAUGACAUAAGUAUUUGAUCACCUACCAACCAGUAAGAAUUCCGCUCUCACAGACCUGUUAGUUUUUCUUUAAGAAGCCCUCCUGUUCUCCACUCAUUACCUGUAUUAACUGCACCUGUUUGAACUCGUUACCUGUAUAAAAGACACCUGUCCACACACUCCAUCAAACAGACUCCAACCUCUCCACAAUGGCCAAGACCUGAGAGCUGUGUAAGGACAUCAGGGAUAAAAUUGUAGACCUGCACAAGGCUGGGAUGGGCUACAGGACAAUAGGCAAGCAGCUUGGUGAGAAGGCAACAACUGUUGGCGCAAUUAUUAGAAAAUGAAAGAAGUUCAAGAUGACGGUCAAUCACCCUCGGUCUGGGGCUCCAUGCAAGAUCUCACCUCAUGGGGCAUCAAUGAUCAUGAGGAAGGUGAGGGAUCAGCCCAGAACUACACGGCAGGACCUGGUCAAUGACCUGAAGAGAGCUGGGACCACAGUCUCAAAGAAAACCAUUAGUAACACACUACGCCGUCAUGGAUUAAAAUCCUGCAGCGCACGCAAGGUCCAACUGCUCAAGCCAGCGCAUGUCCAGGCCCAUCUGAAGUUUAGGGCGGCAGGUAGCUUAGUGGUUAAGAGCGUAGUGCCAGUAACCGAAAGGUCGCUGGUUCUAAUCCCCGAGCCGACUAGGUGAAAAAUCUGUCGAUGUGCCCUUGAGCAAGGCACUUAACCCUAAUUGCUCCUGUAAGUCGCUCUGGAUAAGAGCGUCUGCUAAAUGACAAAAAAAAUAAAUAAAAAAAAUUUAAUGGAAAAAAAUAUAUAUAAAAAAAAAUAAAAAAAAAGUUUGCCAAUGACCAUCUGGAUGAUCCAGAGGAGGAAUGGGAGAAGGUCAUGUGGUCUGAUGAGACAAAAAUAGAGAGCAUUUUGGUCUAAACUCCACUCGCCGUGUUUGGAGGAAGAAGAAGGAUGAGUACAACCCCAAGAACACCAUCCCAACCGUGAAGCAUGGAGGUGGAAACAUCAUUCUUUGGGGAUGCUUUUCUGCAAAGGGGACAGGACGACUGCACCGUAUUGAGGGGAGGAUGGAUGGGGCCAUGUAUCGCGAGAUCUUGGCCAACAACCUCCUUCCCUCAGUAAGAGCAUUGAAGAUGGGUCGUGGCUGGGUCUUCCAGCAUGACAACGACCCCAAACACACAGCCAGGGCAACUAAGGAGUGGCUCCGUAAGAAGCAUCUCAAGGUCCUGGAGUGGCCUAGCCAGUCUCCAGACCUGAACCCAAUAGAAAAUCUUUGGAGGGAGCUGAAAGUCCGUAUUGCCCAGCGACAGCCCCGAAACCUGAAGGAUCUGGAGAAGGUCUGUAUGGAGGAGUGGGCCAAAAUCCCUGCUGCAGUGUGUGCAAACCUGGUCAAUACCUACAGGAAACGUAUGAUCUCUGUAAUUGCAAACAAAGGUUUCUGUACCAAAUAUUAAGUUCUGCUUUUCUGAUGUAUCAAAUACUUAUGUCAUGCAAUAAAAUGCAAAUUAAUUAAAAAUCAUACAAUGUGAUUUUCUGGAUUUUUGUUUUAGAUUCCGUCUCUCACAGUUGAAGUGUACCUAUUAUAAAAAUUACAGACUCAAAUACUUGUUCUCCCCACUGUAUAUAGGGCUUUUCACAAUACACAUUUAUUAUUGUUACUGAGAGGAGCCAAACCAAGUAUAUACCAUAUAUAUCCGAGCCGGCACAGUUUGGUUCAGGUCAGCAUAAUGGUGUGAAAGGGGUAUCUGUGUACUUAUUUGACUUACAGCACUACACUGUGCUCCUUAAACCAAUAGCAAGUCGUGCUGAUCUCUUAUCUGCCUGUCCCACAGUGUCGCUACACUCUGCAGUAUACUUACCCCUAUGCCUACUACAUGGAGUCUGGUCCUCGCAAAAAACUGGUGAGAAUUGUGUCUGUGUGCCUGUCUUGUUCUGUGUCUGUCUGUAGUAUGUCAUACUUGAGUAAAGGUAAAGAUGCCUUAAUAGAAAUUGACUCAAGUGAAAGUCACCCAGUAAAAUACUACUUGAGUAAACAUCUAAAAGUAUUUGGUUUUAAUAUACUUAAGGAGCAAAAGUCAAUAUAAUUGCUCAAAAUACUUAAGUAUCAAAAGUAAAAGUACAAAUAAUUUCAAAUUCCUUUAUAUUAAGCAAACCAGAUGGUGCCAUUUUCUAGUUUUUAUUUAUUUAUGGAAAUCCAGGGGCACACUCCAACACUUACAAAUGAAGCAUGUGUGUUUAGUGAGUCCGCUAGAUCAGAGGCAGUAGGGAUGACCAGGGUAUGUUCUCUUGAGAAGCUUGUGAAUUGUACCAUUUUCCUGUCCUGCAAAGCAUUCAAAAUGUAAUGAGUACUUUUGGGUGUCAGGGAAAAUGUAUGGAGUAAAAAGUACAUUAUUUUUUUUAGGAAUGUAGUCAAGUAAAAGUUGUCCAAAAUAUAAAUAGUAAAGUACAGAUACCCCCAAAAACGACUUAAGUAGUACUUUCAAGUAUUUUUACCACUGCAUUCUCUUAAUAUACACUGAACAAAAAUGUAACCGCAACAUGUAAAGUGUUGUUCCCAUGUUUCAGGAGCUGAAAUAAAAGAUCCCAGAAAUUGUCCAUAUGCACAAAAAGCUUAUUUCUCUCAAAUGUUGUGCACACAUUUGUUUACAUCCUUGUUAGUGAGCAUUUUUCCUUUUGCCAAGAUAAUCCAUCCACCUGACAGGUGUGGCAUAUCAAGAAGCUGAUUAAACAGCAUGAUCAUUACCCAGGUGCGCCUUGUGCUGGGGACAAUAAAAGGGUACUCUAAAACGUGCCGUUUUGACAAUCAACACAAUGCCACAGAUGUUUUGAGGAAGUGUACAAUUGGCAUGCUUACUGCAGGAAUGUCCACCCUAGCUGUUUCCAGAUAAUUGAAUGUUCAUUUCUCUACCAUAAGCCGCCUCCAACGUCGUUUUAGAGAAUUUGGUUGUACGUUCAACCAGCCUCACAACCGCAUACCACAUGUAUGGCGUCGUGUGGGCAAGCGGUUUGCUGAUGUCAACGUUGUGAACAGAGUGCCCCAUGGUGGGGUUAGGGUAUUUGCAGGCAUAAGCUACGGAAAGCAAACACAAUUGCAUUUUAUCGAUGGCAAUUUGAAUGCACAAAAAUACAGUGAUGAGAUCCAACAGAUGCAUAUCUGUAUUCCCAGUCAUGUGAAAUCCAUAGAUUAGAGCCUAAUGAAUUUAUUUCAAUUGACUGAUUUCCUCAUUUGAACUGCAACCCAGUAAAACCAAUGUUUUUGUUCAGUAUAUAAACUAGAUUUAAAUAGAUCUAGUCAAAUGCUAAAGAUCUAUACUAUAAUACCGUAAGCCACUUAACAGCGGGGGGAUGUCCCCUACAAUUUUGGCCAAUGGUGCAGUUUUAGAGGUGCUCCUCUUGGCUGCAGAGACCUUGUUUACUUUUUUUAAAUCUUUUUUUUAAGCUAGUUUCUUGCAAUUCUACACAUUUUUCCAUGGUUUAUGCCUUCUUAUGCUGUCUGAGUGACUCAAACUAAAUCAAUGGGGGCCCCAUGCCAUGACAUUUUUUUUUUUUGAAUUUCUGAUUCUCCCUGACUGUCUAGUUUUUAUUUUGGUGAUUCUUAGUUCUCGAAGAUGUUAUUAAAAAAUAUAUUGCUCCGUUAUCUUUUCUACAUGUUUUAGUCGUUUAAGUUUACACUGAAAAUGUUUAACCAUCCAGAAAAUAAUUCCCCCCCACCCCAAAACAUAAACAAUUUGAUGCAGUGACGGCCACAAUUUAGCAGUAACUGUGCGCCGCUGCUAAAUGAAUAUAGGGUAAACACUCAUCCAUGGCUCUGCACACUCAGUUAAAUUUGUAACCAAAUAAUUUUUCAGUAUUGUGCACACAGGGUGACAUUUUGCAUGAGCAGUGAACAAAAUACGUGAAAUGGCACAUUUCUUAUUAGCAGCAUAAAUGUGCUUUGCAAGGGGGUUAUUGAGUGAACGAUUCUAUGAUGGUUGCAGUCCACAAAUGAAAUUGAAUGAAAUUGAUCAGAUCUUUUUUACGGGGAGGGUGCUGCUAAUUGCUAAUAAUAAGUCAUAAGUAACAAAGAUGCUGUCUGUAAUGAACAAGUAGCCUAAUGAAUGCGUUUUUAUGUCAUAUUCAGUUUGAGUACCAGCAGGCCCAGCUGGAAGCGGAGAUUGAGAACCUGUCCUGGAAGGUGGAGCGAGCAGACAGCUACGGGAGCGAGGGGGAGCUGAGUGCUAAUGACAGAGGGGUAAGGAACAGGGGGAAGAUAUGAAGGGGGUUGGGGGGGGGGUACAUGGAUAUUGAAGUAUCCAGAUCAUGACUUCCAUUGGCUGGGAGCACAGGGGAGCUGAGUGGUAAUGGCACGCCUUGGGAAAUCACAAGGUCCCCAAAAGAUGUACGUCCCUAGGCAGUGUAUUAGUUUAUUAGACUCUUAUGUGAAGAAUUUAACUGCUUCCACUCACUCUCUGUCUCUUUCAGGAUCUGGAGAAUCAGAUGCACAUUGCUGAGCAGAGGAGACGCACGCUGCUGAAGGAUUUUCACGACACCUGAAGUCUCCAGCCUACUGCAAAGCACCAGAAGCUCCCUCCUUCCUCCCUCGUUCACCCCUCCCUCCUUCACUUUCCAUCCCUUUGUCUACAGAUCCCUCACACUCAUCCCUCCCUCAUUAAGCGCUCUCUUCUCUUUGUGUCUGCUACAGGGUCCCAGGAUGGCACGAUUGUAUCCCGUCCCUCCUCCCUUCCACCCUCCCCCCAUUUAGAUGUCAAGAACACCACAUUCAAACACACUACACCAUGAAAUGAGAAAGCAUGCGCACACACACAUAACAUGUUAACACAAACAUGCUCAAACACUCCGCAAAAAAAAACACAUUCUUAAUUUGCCUCCCACAUGAUCCCCCCCCAUCCCUCAACCCCUCUUUCUUUAUUUCUUUCAUCUCACAUUGUUCACCUUUUUCUGGAAAUUGAUAGUUAGUUCGAAAAAAGAAAAAAAAACAUUAAAAGAAGACAAAUGCUGUAAUUUUCAACAGUUGUACAUUAAUACAGAAAUAGUUACUGAGUUUUUAAACCAGA